GGGCGGCGCUGGGUGCAGCAUGGCCGGGGAGCCGCGCAGGCCGCCGGUGAAGGUGCUGGCCGCCCAGCUGCGGCAGUGCCGGCGGGCCGCGGGCGGGCCCUGGCUGCUGGGCCGGGAGGAGGCCGGGCGGGGCCCGCUGGCCGUGCCGGUGGUGUGGAUGCAGGGCACGGUGCUGGCGGUGGAGGCCGGGGGCGCCCGGGGCGGCUCGGCCCGGCUGCAGGACGAGAGCGGCCCCUUCACGGUGGUGGGGGUGGAGCGGGUCCCCAAAGGGCGGCCAUGCCUCAGCGCAGGAAAGUAUGUAAUGGUGAUGGGCUUGGUACACUCCUGCAGUCCAGAGCCUAUUCUUCAAGCUGUGAAGAUGACAGAUCUUUCUGAUAAUCCUAUACACAGGAGGAUGUGGAGCUUUGAGGUGGAGGAUUUGCACAGAAACAUUUCUUAGAUGCUGUGUAUUUUUGUCAGCAGCCUAAAGGACCUGGAAACAUAAAUGUUUGCUUUUAUACCACAUGGACCUCAGCUCAAAGCAUUAGACUGGCAGGAGUAGUUAUAGCCUCAUCUGGAGAAUACUUUGAUAGUUAGUGGAUUAAGAUAUUUGACUAACAGUUUUAAGAGUUAUGGACAGGAGACCAAAUUUACCAUUGGAGAAAAUGGGUACAGCUCUAUUGACUUCAGUGAAUUUGACUGAGAUUCAAGAUUUAGAGAUCUUUAUGCUCAUGAUAAUCAUAGAGAGAUGGUUCAUUCCCUGCUCCAAUAAUGUUUUAUGGCAACAGACUAAACUGCAUUAACUUUCCAAAUAAUAGUGGGUAUUUGAAUACUAGCUCCAUUAUUAUAGCUGUUAGAAUGUAGGGUUAGGCAGUCAUAGUACUAUAUUCUGUCCUCCAUUUUGCAUAAUACUCUUGCUCCCAAUGUGAAUUCUAUACCUGGAAUGAGGGCAGAAUAUGGUACAUACUGUUUAGAUUGUGUUUAUGGUAAGGAAAUUAUACCUUGGCUCCAUGCUUUUUCUUUCAAUAACAUCCAUAUCCAGUUUGCUUUGUUUACAAGACAUAUGUCCUUUCUAACCGUAAGCAUAGUUUGGUGCCUAAAACUCUGCGGGUACAGCAUUCAUCUCUACAAUAUUAAGAGUAGCCUGGUAACAAAACCUAUACUUCCAGUAAACUAGACUGAGAUUUGACAUAGACUCACAGGGAGUAGAUUUAUCCAGGUCCAAAAAGUUAAGUACUCUCACCACAUCACACAGCAAAAUUACCUCAGCCUAAUUAUGCAUCUUUAUAUUAAGUUCUCUCUCCCUGGAAAGACAGAGUGUUCCAAUAUACACUCUGUGUUUAAAGUUACUGUUAAAUGUAUAUAAUUUUUACCUUUGUUACUUCCUCUUCCUGUAAAGGACAAGUGUAUGAUACUGCUCUUUUGCCCGAAAAAUGUUGUAUUUGGUCAAGUUUCAGUGAUAAUUCUUGCGUCCUAAAUAAAUACUAUAUUAUCCAUAAACUGUAGCUCUGUAGGUUGCGGGGAAAGAGACAAGUUCAACAGUAUCAAAUAACAAUGUUAACUAAUUUUGAGCAUAUGAAAACAAGCUUUUUGCCUUACUAUAAACCACAAACUGAAUUUAAGAUCAGGUAUUUCACUUUGAGCAAUGCUUUUUCUCACAAUUCUAUCUUGAAAUAAAUAUUGUCUCCAGAUUUA
Messenger RNA from Mauremys reevesii (Reeves's turtle), 1674 nucleotides. RefSeq names its product RecQ mediated genome instability 2 (gene RMI2). The record is from RefSeq and is a predicted model, not a curated record. Gene Ontology annotation, cellular component: cytosol; nuclear speck. Gene Ontology annotation, biological process: maintenance of rDNA; regulation of sister chromatid segregation; negative regulation of double-strand break repair via homologous recombination. NCBI's taxonomy places the organism in Eukaryota, Metazoa, Chordata, Testudines, Geoemydidae. Bases 20 to 439 code for a protein of 139 amino acids. The transcript has 2 exons.